Molecule: messenger RNA, 498 nt
Organism: Schistocerca gregaria
Lineage: Eukaryota; Metazoa; Arthropoda; Insecta; Orthoptera; Acrididae
Exons: 3
Coding region: 1-498 (165 amino acids)
Source: RefSeq, a predicted model, not a curated record
AUGUAUUCUGAUGAAAUUGCAGUAAAUCGAGAUCUGAGUGAUGUAAAAACUUCUGUGGGUGAGAAUGUCAAUCAAGUACUGAAUAAUAAGGUUGUAGAAUUAGAAGAAGUAGAGUGUGAUGUUGAUGUGAGAAGUCGUGCUGAAGUAGCUAAGAAUGAUGCAGAUGUAGUUAUGAAGGAGGAGGGUAAUAGUGUUAGAGAAAAUAAUCAUUCCGUACAAGAGGAUCAGGCUGCAGUCACGUGGGUUAAUACAUCACCAGUAAUCAAGGGGAUAGACAGGGAUGACAUUAAUAUUGCGAAUGAAGAGAAGUGGCUGCAAGAGGAGAGUUUCGACAAGAUAAAUUUAAUGGCCAAGGGAAAAAGUAAUGUUGGCAUGCAGGGAAAAAUAUAUGAGAGUCAUUCAGAAAUUAAAGAACAUUUUAUUUUGAUGUGUGAGUGCAUCCCCCACCACCACCACCACCAUCACCACCACCACAACCACCACCACCACUGCUGCUGA